Aspergillus fischeri NRRL 181 is the source of this 1239-nucleotide messenger RNA. RefSeq names its product putative FAD binding monooxygenase. Bases 1 to 1239 code for a protein of 412 amino acids. The transcript is spliced from 5 exons. The record is from RefSeq and is a predicted model, not a curated record. Lineage: Eukaryota; Fungi; Ascomycota; Eurotiomycetes; Eurotiales; Aspergillaceae. Gene Ontology annotation, molecular function: FAD binding.
AUGGGAAUAUUCGUCCGAGUAACCCUUACUGGCCUCAUCGGACUCCAGAGAAUGGAUCCCCCUUUCAAGGUCAUAAUUGUCGGGGGAUCAAUUGCCGGCCUUACUCUCGCGCACUGCCUGCACAGGGCCGAGAUCCCCUGCAUUGUCCUCGAAAAGCGACCUAAAAUUGCCCCCCUGGAAGGAGCAUCUGUUGCCAUCCUGCCAAACGGGGCGCGAAUCCUGGAACAACUGGGGCUCUACGACGCGGUCGAGAAGCUGGUCAAGCCAAAGCACGUCUUGAAUAUGUAUUUCCCAGACGGGUUCCAAUUUAGCGAUGCGUAUCCCAGGACUAUGAAUGAGCUCUUCGGGUUCCCAAUGGCGUGUCUGGACCGUCAACAAUUACUCCAAGUUCUGUAUCGGUUGUUUCCCAAGAGAUCCGACAUCUACGUGGGCAAAAGUGUCAUACGGGUUGACCAACAAGACAGCCGUGUGCUGGUGUACACUGCAGAUGGAAGCACCUACGAGGGUGACCUGGUCGUAGGUGCCGACGGAGUCCACAGCCGUGUUCGAACUCAGAUGUGGCGCGCAGCAAAAGUGCGACGGCCUGGUCUGUUCAGUGAAAGCGAGAUAAGAGGAAUGAGUAUCGAGUAUGCCUGUAUUUUCGGUGCCUCCUCUACGGUUCCAGGACUGGACGAGCGACACCUACAUUCAAGGGUAGACAACGGGACAGCAUUCAUCCUCGUCCCGGGAGUCAAUGGACGAUUGUCCUGGUUCAUCAUUGUCAAAUUAGACCAAAAAUACCAAUACGGUAGCGCACCGCGGUUCUCUGUCAAAGACGCCGCAGCCUGGGGUGAGCGAUUGACGGACAAAUACAUAUGGAAGGACAUCAAGUUCGAGCAGGUGUGGCAGAAUCGCGAGACCGUCGCCAUGACGGCACUGGAGGAAAAUAUAUUUCAAAAUUGGAGUUGCGGCCGCAUUGUCUGUAUUGGCGAUAGCAUGCACAAGAUGACGCCGAAUCUCGGACAAGGGGCCAACUGUGCUAUUGAAGACGCUGCUGCCCUGACCAACAAGCUACACGAUGCUCUGAGGGUUAAACAUCCAGGACACAAGCUAUGUGAUGACGAGAUUGAGCAGGUCCUGUCCGAAUUCAGCAACAUCCAAGUUAAACGCAUAUCCAAAAUCUACAACGUGUCGUGGAUCACCGCGCGCUUGCAGACACGAGCAAAUCUGGUGUACAGGUCCCUCCUAGUCCUAGUCUAA